CGCCCUGCCCUGAGCUGGUUUGUUGUGAAGAGGAUGUGUCGGCUUUACGGAGAAUCGAUCACCCUCCUUUUUCUCCUUAACGGUUUUAGAGUUAGAAACGAAAGUCCGUCUCUGGACUACUUGUCAUUUCGUCGGUCCAUAAAUCGGCGGUGUUGUUUUUAUUGUUUCGGUUGAUUUUAUCUUUUGAAGAGAACGUGAGUCCCACAUUUCGUCAACAAAACGCCGUUUUUGAAGAAGUGCCCCUUUGUUCGUUGCAUUGUAUUUAAGUAACCUUAUCAACAUGGACAUUAACGGAUACAAAGAGAUUUUACUGCCGGAUCGAUUGGACAUCAAUAAAGUAACGGAAAUAACUAAUAUGUCUGAUAUCAUCGAGGCGACCCCGCACGGCUGCGAUAACGGAGCCCUGACGGACAGGUUCGGGGUGCUGAUCCAAGGGCUGCUUGGCGUCGUGGCGUUCAGCACUCUGAUGCUGAAGAGGUUCCGAGAACCUGCGAGCAUCAGACGACCAUGGCGGAUCUGGUUCUAUGACACGUCCAAGCAGGCCAUCGGGGCGCUGUUCAUCCACCUGGCCAACGUGUUCCUGUCCACGCUCACUGAGGAGGACCCCUGCUCUCUCUACUUAAUCAACUUCCUGUUGGACGCCACACUGGGGAUGCUGUUCAUCUGGGCGGGAGUCCGGCUGGUGUCCAAGCUGGUGGAGCACAAGCAGUGGACACUGCUCACGUUUGGAGAAUACGGUGACCCCCCCCAGGCGGCGGCGUGGCUGGGACAGUGUGGCUUCUACCUGGUCAUCAUGGUGCUGGAGAAGGCCGUGGUCAGCCUGGUGCUGCUGGUCCCCGGCUGGACCAACUUGCAGGCGGUGUUGCUAAGCUACAUCACUGAUCCCCAGCUGGAGCUGGUGGUUGUCAUGCUCAUCGUGCCUUUCAUAGUCAACUCCAUCAUGUUCUGGGUGGUGGACAGUCUGAUGAUGAGGAAGUACAAGACGACGAAGAGCAUGGAGGACUCGUGCGACAGCGGCCCCGGCCUCCCGCGGUCGGGCUCCCUGCCGUUCAUUGCCGACGACGAAUCCCAGGUGCUGCUGACUGUAGAUACAGACACGGAGGACGCCACUGAGGAAGAGGAGGAGGAGGGGGGUGAAGACCAGCUCAUCCCCACACCCCACUUCUCUGAGGGAGCCCCCAAACCCAGCUGGGUGGUGGUGUGACCCAGCCCACCCAGUACCACCUGGGGCCCCCAGAAUCCACAGGCAAUCCUAAGCCCGCCCACUACUACUAUAACCAAUGAGAAGGCAGCCAUAAGAGAACCUGUACCCCUCUUUGUCUUCUGUCUGUCACUCGUACACACACAGACAUGUACAGAGGAAUCUCAGGUAGUGAAUAUUUAACGAGAAUGCUGUGAUUUAUUAUUGAUUCAUUGAUUUCCUUUCUCGUUUUAAUUUGUCUCCUGAUCACCAUCGACACAAGGGUUCUUCAUAGUCAGAUCUGUGUGUGAGGCUCCAUUUUGAAGGCCCUUCCCCCUGUGGUUCUAACAUCCUUCUGACUUGUUUUCAGCGAUUGGAAACGACGCAGUGGGCGAGUAUGUAUCUCAGGUUUUCUUUGUGCCUUUUUUAAACCUUUUUUAUCGCUACUUCACCACAUUGCCGUGCUCUUCAGGGAACAUCACAGUGACCACAGUGGAACGUACCAAAGGGAAGUUCCUCGUUUCAUAGGGGCUUAAUUAGAGAGCGCACGCCACCUUUAACCAGAGGGGGGGAGACUUGGGUUCAGGGGACAGGUCUGCAAUGGUGGCAAAAGAAGGAAAAUUCAGAGGACUGGAUUCCCAAUUUAAAUUGUGGUCCCUAACCCUUACCACGGAACUAGGCAGGGGUGAAACGUAUUAUAGGGUGAUCUCCUAGAGGUGUUUCACAUCACAGAUCCAGUUCUCAAAGGGCUGUUGGAUUGUGAUUGAUGAAGAGGUAGCCUUCACAAGUCUUCACUCGAAUGAUGUUACUUUAAAAGCCUUUCCCUUUGCUUUUAAUUAAAGGUCCUAGAGAAGUCUAUUUCAAACUUUUAUCAGGUAUGCAUUUUGAAAUGGAUAGAUUUGUGUGUGUACACUAGUUGUUGAUCAGUUAGUCAAAAGAGAACAUUAAUUGAAUGUACAUUGGACCUGUACCUUUUAAUGACUAUAAUUGUGGAUACAAUCUUUAAUCUGCUCUUCCUGUCAGCCUCAUAGUUUCUCCGCGAAGAUUACAAACGCACAUAACUUCCGGAGAGUCCAUGUGUAGCUGUACAUUCUUUAGUUGCUAUAAUGGAGACUCUUCUCUGUUGUGGCAUUCUUCGGGGGGAAAACUGCCACUUUUACAAAGCUGUACAUAACAAGGGUGGGCUGUAAAAGUGGAACUGUUAUUAUGGAGAAAUUCACUACACAUUCCUGCAACAUUCCCUGUCACUGCUUUCUUGAUUCCAUAUUAUCUUUUGUUGCUUUUACUUUGGUAGCUUCUCUCAAUGAUUUGGAAGUGAACGCAUCAUUAAUGCAGAAAUAUGGUUUGUUUUGUAAUAACUGAAUACUGGAGCAGUCAAACCAAACUGAGUAAAAAAUAUAUUAUUCAUCAUAUAUUAAUGAUGCAUAUCUUAAUUAUACCAGUUAGAUUGAUUCCCGACACCUUGCACAUUUAAUAUAUUUAUUCUGUGAUUAUUAUGCCAAUUUUUUUAUUGAUUAUUUGCCACUAUAUUGACGGCACAUCUGUGAUUAUUACAGGGGCAAUUGAAACUGUAUUUAGUCAAAUGUUUAAUCUUGAAUAUGUUAAGUACAAUAAUAUCCCAGGUCCAUUAUUAAUUGUACAGUUGGGUAAAUAUUUAAUGAUUACUUCAUCAUGCCCUACAGUAUAUCAACAAUAUUUGUGGUAUAAACAUGUAUAAUGGAAAACCAAAAUUGGAUUGUCUGCAUACUUUAUACUCCUGUGCUUUUAAAUCUACAAUGUCCUUUUAAGAUCAAUGAUGACUCGUGAAUCUUAAUUGCCUUGGGGUAUCUUUACCUACAGUAUUCAUUAUCUGCGCCUACUAUAUGAUCAACUGUUUACACAUUCACUCAACAGUAUUCUUGUCCAUAAAUGUAUUGUGAAUCCAACUUUUAAUGUGUUUUUAUUUUUUGUUUUUUUUCUGAUUUUUUUGAUUUUAUAGCCAGAAAACAGUUAUAAACUGUUGUUGAAUCAGAGUCCGUGGCCUCGGACCACAAUAAGACCGAUCAACGGUGCUCCUUAAUGAAUGUACCUUUGGUUUUGAACUUUUGAUUGUUCUACGUUGCACUGAAGAGAAUAAAGUUCGGUGACUGAC
Gadus morhua (Atlantic cod) is the source of this 3311-nucleotide messenger RNA. It is a transcript of the gene tmem110l, whose product is annotated as transmembrane protein 110, like. Gene Ontology annotation, cellular component: membrane. Bases 281 to 1204 code for a protein of 307 amino acids. The record is from RefSeq and is a predicted model, not a curated record. Lineage: Eukaryota; Metazoa; Chordata; Actinopteri; Gadiformes; Gadidae. The transcript is spliced from 8 exons.